This is a messenger RNA of Vespa crabro (European hornet), 3255 nucleotides long. Its product is annotated as U8-agatoxin-Ao1a-like. The transcript has 3 exons. The record is from RefSeq and is a predicted model, not a curated record. Gene Ontology annotation, cellular component: extracellular region. Lineage: Eukaryota; Metazoa; Arthropoda; Insecta; Hymenoptera; Vespidae. Gene Ontology annotation, molecular function: ion channel inhibitor activity. Bases 320 to 667 code for a protein of 115 amino acids.
AAAUCCUCAUUCGCAUCCCGAACAUCGUCGAGUACGAAGCUUGACCGGUGUAUUUAUCUUCUCAUAUCAAAAGAUAUAAAGAGAAGAAGAGAGAGAGAGAAAGAGAGAGAGAGAGAGAGAGAGAGAGAGAGAAAGAGAAAAGAUAUAAAUUAAAUCAGAACGUUUUACGGUGUUACGAGAAGUUAAUUUUUAUCUCUCGUAUUUUUUAUCGAACGAUAUCCAACGAUAUAGACAGAGAGAGAGAGAGAGAGAGAGAGAGAGAGAGAGAAUAUUGUUGGGGAAUAUAAUAAGAAGAAACAGAUAGAAAGAGAUAAAAAAAAUGAAGUUCUCUUCAGUGUGGUUGUUAUUCUGCUGUCUCGUCAUCCUGGCUGAAAGUACCCUUGGCAAUCCCUAUUUUGACGAAGACUCGCUUGCUUUAGUACCGGAAGAAGACUCAUUACAAGUUGUAGACUCAGAUUAUACAGACAAUGCCUUGGAGAAUUUAAUGCGAGCGGCUCAACAAAAGCGUUCCUCGUUGAUUCAUCUGUUUAGACGUGCCUGCAUAAGACGCGGUGGUAACUGCGAUCACCGGCCGAAGGAUUGUUGCUAUAGCUCGAGUUGCCGUUGCAGUUUAUGGGGUUCUAACUGUCAGUGUCAACGGAUGGGUCUCUUCCAAAAAUGGGGUUAAAUUGGACGAUUAUACAACACCCCUUAAAUGACCCUGAUGAUUACACUAUACCAAAUCCAAUACUCUUAUAUUUCAUUUCCUUUUACAUUGUAUAACCCUUCCAACCCAGCUCUCCUCCUUCUCCUCCUCCCCCUUCAUCCUCAUGUCAAAACUCGAAAAUGACUACAACAAAAUGGAGACAAAAAAAUAUUAUAAUAAUAUAAUAAUAAUAAUAAUAAUUAUUAUUAUUAUAUAUAUAUAUAUAAAUAUUAUUAUUGUUAUUAUUAUAUAAUGAUAAUGCGAUUCUAAAUGAUAAUUAAUAAUUAUAAUGAAAAAAUUGACAGAAGAAACACUCUGCGCGCGAACGCGGAUCCAUUAAUUCGACGUUCGAUCAAUGAUCUAUCCUUUAUUUAAUCGUACUUUUAUGUUUAAUUCAUUUGUUAUUAUUAUUAUUAUUAUUAUUAUUAUAAUUAUUAUUAUCAUUUUUUUUUGUUUCACUUUUUUUUUUUUUUUGAACUAAUUCGUCACUGAAUUUUAUUCAUUCGUUCUUCGCGAUUUUCUUCCUCGUCGAUUCACGAUAAUAUUCUAUCGUGAAUUUUUUUUUUUUUCCCCCCUAAUCUCUAGUCAGAUUAUUAAUUUUAUUAUUACAUUUUUUAUUUAUAGAUAUACGUCUAAAUAUGAAAUGAUUGUUACAUAAUAGAAUCGAAUGGUACCUCUUUUAUUUUCUAAUCUUUGAUUAUAUAUUUCAAUUCUUUUCAUUUCUUUUCAUCUUUUAUUUAUUUAUUUAUUUAUUUAUUUAUUUAUUUAUUUAUUUAUUUAUUUAUUUAUUUAUUUAUUUAUUUAUUUUUCUUUUUGUUAAUUCUAACCUUAAACCUUAAUUUCUAAUACACUUUUGCGAUAGAUUGUUCAUAAUUUUUUUGUUCACUUUGUAUUUUUCGUUCGAUUAGAAGAAAAAUGAAAAAAGAAAGAGAAAAAAAAAAAAAAAGAAAACAAUUAUUUAAUCGAUUUUUGUCAAGAACGUCGAAGAAUAUAAUCUUUCCUAUGAACUACCUCGUCUCCAAUUGUUCGAUUCUCUCUCUCUCUCUCUCUCUCUCUCUCUCUCUCUCUCUCUCCUCUUUUUCUCUCUCUAUUUCUCUCUGUCUGUCUAUCUGUCUCUCUUUUUCUUUCCUUUCUUUCUCUCUUUCCUUCUCUCUUUCUCUCUUCCUGACGAUAUUCACUCUACAAGUUCCAAGAACAACAACAACAACAACAUCAACAACAACAACAACAACAACAGCAACAGCAACAGCAACACGUAGUUCUAUCCACUGUAUAUCCUGGGAAUAGGAUCAAAGGAUCAGAGUCAAUUCAACGAAAACCAUGAAGGAAUCUAAUCCGUGGUGCGAUAUCAUCGAGGAGGAUAAAAAAAUAUUAUCUUGACGAUAUAAAAUCUGAAUAAUAUCAUCAUCGUUUUUUUUCUUUUUUUUUGACGCGCUUAAACAAUUCAAUUAAUUUUUGCGGAUUUCCUUUUCUUCGUCGUGUAUGAUCCUCCAUAAAAGAAAGAAAGAAAGAUAGAAAUAAAAAAGGAAAAAGAACAAAACAAGAAAUAAAUAAAUCGAUAGUAAUACUCAACAUUGAGAAGGAUUAAUUAAACGAGAACGAAGAAUCAUCGAUGACCACGCAACGUCGUUUUUAAUCUAAACAAACUAAAAACGAAGAGGAAAUGAUAGAUAGAGAAGAAAAAAAAGAAAACGAACAAACAAAAUGCAGCGUGAAUUUUAUUUUUCCUUUUUUUUUUCUUUUUCUUUUUUUUUUUUUUUGCUUCUGCGUGUUCUAAUUUUCUCGUCUACUUUUGAUUAGAUUUUUCUUGCGGCCUAAUGCUUCCCAAAUCCUUUAUUCGCGAGCAACGACGAACAAUGGGAUAUAUGUAAUGAAAAAAAUAAAUAAAUGAAUAAAUAAAUAAACAAAUAAAUAAAUAUAUAUAUAUAUAUAUAAAUAUAUUAUAUAUACUACCCGAGAAGUGUUUCUUCUUUUUCUAUUUCCUUUUUCUUUUUUUCUUUUCUAAAGAUUUAUACGACAUCUCGAAUGCUUUUGAAGGAACAUUGUUUGGCAGAACGUUGUAAAUUUUGUCAGGGACAAUUAGAUGCGAAGGAAAUGAUAAUAAAAAAAAAAAAAAAAAAAAAAAAAAUAAAUAAAUAAAUAAAUAAAAGAAAAGAAAAGAAAAGAAAUUGGCAGCGACGACUUUUCAAAAAGUAAGAAAAUGGAAAUUCGAAGAUUAGAAAAAAUAGAAUGAAAUAAAAAUGAAAAGAAAGAAAGAAAGAAAGAAAGGAAAAGAGAAGAAACGCAAAGCAAGGAGAUCCGAAUCGAAUAUCUAUAUCAAUAUUCGCGCAGAUACAGCAUCUUUGAAUUUAAAUACGACACGCUCAUUUCAAUUGAUAUAUAAUUUUAAGUGAAAAAGAAAAAAGAAAAGAAAAAAAAAAAAAAAACAGAAAAGGACAAAAAAAAGAAUUAUAAAAUUAAAAAAUUUCAAGAUAAAACAAUAAUGUAUGUAAUUCACGCAUUGUAUCCGAAGAUGGAUGUAAACGUACUGAUGUAUAUCAUAUGAAAAUAUAAUAUAUAUUAUAUAUGUA